AUGUCUGGCUGCUGCUGCUCUAGGAAAUGCCCCUCCCUGCCAGCCGUCUCCCUCUGCUCUACUGAGGUGAGCUGUGGAGGACCCGUCUGCCUACCGAGCUCCUGCCGGAGCCAGACAUGGCAGCUGGUGACUUGUGAGGACAGCUGUGGCUCAUCUGGCUGUGGCUCACAAGGCUGUCAACCUUCGUGUUCCGUGAGCAGUUGCUGCCAGCCAGUGUGCUGCGAGGCCACCAUCUGUGAGCCUUCUUGUUCCGUGAGCAGCUGUGCUCAACCUGUGUGCUGCGAGGCCACUGUUUGCGAGCCUUCUUGCUCUGUGGGCAAUUGCUGUCAACCUGUGUGCUGCGAGGCCACCAUCUGCCAGCCUUCCUGCUCUAUGAGUACCUGUGCUCAACCUGUGUGCUGUGAGGCCGCCCUGUGCCAGCCUUCUUGUUCUGUGAGCAGCUGCCAGCCUGUGUGUUGUGAGACUACACCCUGCCAGCCAAUCCUCUGCUUGCCCGCAUCCUGCCAGCCAGUGAUCUGUGAGCCCAGCUGCUGCUCAGCUAUCUGCACUGUGCCUGCUUCCUGUCAACCAAUGGUCUGUGAGCCUGUGGUUUGUGAGCCUGCUUGCUGUCAGCCCGUGUGCCCGACACCUAGCUGCUGUCCAUCUGUCUGCUCUGCAGCCAGUAGCUGCCAGCCAGUCUGCUGUGGCUCCAGUGCCUGUGAGGCACCUUGCUCAGAGUCCAGUGCUUGUGCGCCAACUGCCUGUAUGGCUCUGGUGUGUGAGCCUGUUUGUCUCCGUCCUGUCUGCUGUGUUCAGAGCCCUUGUGAGCCAUCGUGUGUCUCUAGCAGCUGCCAAGACUCCUCAUGUUGUGUCUCUAGUAUUUGCCAACCUGUCUGCCCUGAGCCCAGUCCUUGCCUACCGUCGGUGUGUGUGCCCAGCCCGUGCCAACCUUCCUGCUACAUAGUCAAGCGAUGCCGUUCUGUCUGCUGUGAGCCUGUUUCCUGCCCAUCUACCUCCUGCCAACCACUCUGCUGCCGUCCGGGGUCCUCUGCAUCUGCCGUCUGCCAACCAGCCUGCCCACCUCGCACUUUCUACAUACCCAGUUCCUGCAAGCAGCCUUGCAGUCCUGUUUCCUGCCGCCCGAUCUGCCGCCCGAUCUGCUCUGGGCCCAUUACCUUCAGGCAGCCAUAUGUGACAUCCAUCACUUACCGCCCUGCCUGCUACCGCUCCUGCUAUUCCAUCCUGCGCCGCCCCACCUGCCUGGCUUCCUACUCUUACCGCCCUGUCUGCUCCCGCCAGCCUUGCACCGAUUCUGACAACUCUAAGCCUGAGUGCAAAAACUCGACUUCCGGCCAACCCGACUGUGCCGACUCAACACCCUGCAAGACAGAGGUCUCAGAUGAGACUCCCUGCCAGCCCUCCGACAUUAAACCCGCCAGCCCGAUCACCCGUGAGGCUGCAGCUCCCCAGCCUGCGGCCGGCAAGCCUGCUGACCGUUGA
Peromyscus eremicus (cactus mouse) is the source of this 1479-nucleotide messenger RNA. RefSeq names its product keratin-associated protein 16-1. Bases 1 to 1479 code for a protein of 492 amino acids. Gene Ontology annotation, cellular component: keratin filament. The record is from RefSeq and is a predicted model, not a curated record. The transcript has a single exon. Lineage: Eukaryota; Metazoa; Chordata; Mammalia; Rodentia; Cricetidae.